AUGGAUUGUGUAGGGCAUUCUUCUGAAUCUGGGUCUGGAGUUUGUGUUGCUCAAUCCGUGGAAAAUGGAGGUUUUGGUGGAGAUGGGAGGUGCUCCAAGCAAGCUUCCUCUCCAAGGAGUGGUGGGUCUAGAAAUACCAGUCCAAUGGGGCGGGGCGGGGCGAGGAACACGAGCCCUUCGCGGCAGAAGGUUGUUAAAACCAAGCCAAGGGGUUUGGAUGAGGAAACUCUCGCCACAUUUGGUAAGGUAGUACAUGCUGAUGUUCAAAUGGAGGAUAAUAUAUGGGCAAUGUUGCCUGAGGACUUGUUGCAUGAGAUCUUAGCUAGGGUUCCCCCGUUUCUGAUUUUCCGGCUCCGAUUGGUUUGUAAACGGUGGAAUUCGCUGCUUCAGGAUAGUAGUUUCCUCAAAUUCCAUUCCAGUGUGCCAUCACAUGGACCGUGUCUCCUUACGUUUUGGAAGAAUACGCAGAUCCCGCAGUGUUCGGUUUUCUGCUUGCCAUUGAAAACUUGGUAUAGAAUACCUUUCACUUUUUUGCCACCAUGGGCAUUCUGGUUAGUUGGCUCCUCUGGUGGUCUUGUUUGCUUUUCUGGGCAUGAUGGGCUAAUGUUCAAGACCCUGGUGUGUAACCCCCUCACUCAAACUUGGAGAGCACUGCCUUGUAUGCAUUACAAUCAACAAAGGCAACUGAUAUUGGUUGUUGAUAGGGUGGAUCGGUCAUUUAAAGUGAUAGCCACAAGCGAUAUUUAUGGGGACAAGUCAUUGCCAACUGAAGUUUAUGACUCAAAGAUAGACAGUUGGACAAUUCACCAGAUUAUGCCAGCAGUUAAUCUCUGUUCUUCAAAAAUGGCAUAUUGUGACUCCAGAUUAUACUUGGAAACCCUUUCACCACUUGGUCUGAUGAUGUAUGGACUAGACACAGGUCACUGGGAACAUAUUCCGGCUAAGUUCCCUCGAUCUUUGUUGGAUGGUUAUUUGGUUGCUGGUACCCAGAAGCGUCUUUUUCUUGUUGGAAGGAUUGGCCUUUAUCGUACUCUACAGAGUAUGAGAAUUUGGGAAUUGGAUCAUACCAAAUUUACGUGGGUGGAGAUCGGUAGGAUGCCCCCAAAGUGUUUUCGUGCUUUAUUGAGAUUAUCAGCGGAGAGAUUUGAAUGCUUUGGGCAGGAUAAUUUAAUAUGCUUCACGUCUUGGAACCAAGGGAAGGGCCUUCUAUAUGAUGUGGAUAAAAAGAUCUGGUCAUGGAUUGGUGGCUGUGCUCUUCAGUCAUACAACAAUCAAGUUUGUUUCUAUGAGCCAAGGUUUGAUGCUUCUAUAUACUAA
Molecule: messenger RNA, 1317 nt
Organism: Sphenostylis stenocarpa
Lineage: Eukaryota; Viridiplantae; Streptophyta; Magnoliopsida; Fabales; Fabaceae
Source: the annotation of a GenBank genome assembly